GUGACACGCAGCUAGGACUGCUAAAUCAUGGCAGCAUUUAUGGAACGUUUAUCUUUCCUGCAGAAAUAGUAAUAAUAAUUCCAGAUCCCCACCUUGAUGAAGGCAACAGCAGAUGAUGAAGCUCCCUGUCCUGGCUACCUUUUCCAGGAGAUUGGUAAAAUCUGCCAUGAGUCGUCUGGUUACGGCCAGUGUUUGCUGGAGUAUCUCCUGGAGAGGCUUCAGGUGGAGUCGUGUCACGUCAAACUGAAGGUGCUGAAGAUCUUCAUCCAUCUGUGCGGACACGGCUCAAAGCACUUCCUCACGGAGCUCAGAAGGAACUCCACCUUCAUCCAGCAGGCGUCUAUUUACAGCGGCGCUCCAGAUCCCGUCCACGGCACGGCGCUGUACCAGAAAGUGAGGAGUGCAGCACAGGAUGUGGCCCGUUUACUUUUUACGGACGCAGUUUCCACCAAAGACUGCAUCGCCCCUCCCACCGCAGGCCCAGCAUCUGUGGGAAUGGGGUCAGCAGGCUCCCAAAGGUCGGGGUUGCAGGGAUUCGGGUACAGUCCGGGGAAGCAGGGGACGGACAGCGACACCCUGCUAGAUAAGAUCCAGAAGGCUGCUGAGGUGGUGGCCAGCGCCGUCCUUCCCCCCACUGAGCACCAGGGCAUCCGCUUGCAUGAGAACCACUACCGGCCAGUCGUGGCGCCAUCCGCGCCCAUAGAGGUCGCCGUGGCAGCGUGCGCUUAUAACCUGCCCACUGGCAGAACAAAAGCCAGCCAGAGAUGCCCAGGGCAGGUGGGGGGCGGAUGGGAAGAGACGGACAGCAGCAACGGAUCGUCUCACAACUCCUCACAGGACAUGGCCGCCAACAGCAGAGCUUCUGCUGGCAGCAAGUCAGCUGGCAGCAGGAGCCAAUCAGGAGCCAGCAGAGAGAGUAACGGUGACCCCUCUGAACGGACCGAAGCGCUGCAGCUGGGGGACUGUGGUCAGGAGAUGGCUCUGAUCAGCAGACUGACCGAAGGAUCCAAAGUUUUCCUGACCAGAGAGGAGAGUCAACAUUUCCUGAAAGAGUGUUCUACUCUUAAUUGUGAAGUUGUGGUGGAGUUGCUGUCAAGCAAGCUUCAAGAUCUAUCAUACACAGUUAAGAUGCGGGCUCUGUGUGCUGUCGCCUGCCUCAUGACCUCCGACCUACUUGCUCUGGAGCAAACAUUCAGAGCAACUCAGCUCAGACUCCGCCAGCUCAGUGAGGGCCCUCCAGGACCAGUGGCCAACAAGGCUACCAAGAUACUGCGACAGUUUGAGGCUCUGACGGGCGGACCGCCACUCUCCACAAGACAAAACGUGACACAGAGCAGCCAUCAGACAACGCCUAAUCAGUGUCACCCCUGUGCACACUUGGAGAGCUCAGAAGCAACAAACUCAGCCGACACCUUCUCUGGACCUAAUGAGUCUGAACUCUCGUCCAGCAUCAUCCAACCGCAAAAUCUCCCGUCUUCGUCUUCCAGUAUGGAUGAGAGUUGGAGAUGCUCACCGUUAGAGCAAAUGGACGAUCUGACCAGCAAUAAGGUUGAGUCGGUCAGGACUGCUGGAGACCCAGAGCUUAUCGACAAAGAAAGUCCCUGUCUUACCUCUGAACGCGAGAGUGCACCGGCCAAUCAGAGCAGCCUGAGUCUGUUUAGUGGGAUGGAGCUGGUGACCAGGGGGACGGCGCUGUCCGGACGAGGCGUCCCGCACGCAGAGUCCAACAACACAGACGAGAGCUGGAGCGUGACUCAAACUGGACUUAAUGCUGAAUGUUCACAGAACUCCUCUGUGGUUUGGAUUGAAGACAGAGAGGAGGAACCUGCAGGCUGCAGUCCAGUCUCACUGGAUCCAGAACCAGUGUCUGUUUUCUCCUUUCUCAACUCUUGACUACCUGCUGCUCUUCUGUUCUAUUCUGAUGUCAAACAUAUAGCCUUUCAGAAAGGGUUAUUUUAACUUAUUUUUUAUUUUAACCACUUAUAACUUUACCCCACGUGCAACCAGUCAGGCAUAACAUUAUGACCACCAAUAUGGAUUUUUUUUUUUUUUAGAGGUGCAUCGAUUGCACCUUUCUGGCCAAUCACCAUUCUUUAAAAAGCUUGGCCUACCAAGUCCAAUUUGGCCAAUACCUGGUAGUAAAAAGUACCUGGUAAACUUUAUGCUCACAAACAACACCUACAGAUGCCUUAUCGAUCGGGCUGUUUACUUGUAGGAAUCGCAUGAACUGAGUUAUGUCCAUUAUUGUCAGGAUUAUCCCAUUUUAGUCAGCAUCCAUGUUUAGUAAAAAACAUCAAGUCGGUGCUGGAACAGACAUUUUUCAGUAUCAAUAUGUGGAAGUGUCUUCUGUCCUAGCAGGCCUGACUCAGGAGCCUUUAUUUGUGUCAGUAUUUUUAAAAUCUCUUAUUCUUUUUGAUAACUGUGGGAAAACUAUCAGAAUUUGUUUCUCAUUGUCAAUGAUUCAAAGGUUUUCUGGCUCAAAAUCCCUUUGAGGCUGUCCUGGUCAAGUUCUUCACUAUGACAGCCUCCUUCAACUUUUAAAUGUGUCCCCUGUCCAACACACCUGAAUCAAUAGCUGAACUACAUCCAAAAAGUGAGCUAAAAAUGUGACUUCAGGUGGUUUGAAGCAGAGUCUAAAAACCUUUAAGGACCAGAGUUUGACACCUGCGCUUUAAAGGAUCUUUGUGCCAGACACCAAAGCAACACCCUCAGUUGAGUCCAUGCCUUAACCGGGAGUGGCUGAUGAACACACGACCUGACUACCUGACAAGGGUCAUAUUAUUAUGCCUGAACAGUGUCCCUGUUAGAUUCACUUUUUUUGUGUCCAUUUGCUGCUUUCAACAACUAACUCAGCCAAGAAUCUGACUUGGGGAAACUACAGAGAAGCAUGUCUGUCCUGACAGGGGGACUGAGGGUUUGCAGACUUUGAUGCCUUAGGUUUAUUUUCUGUGAAGUAAGAGAACAGCUGGGGUUUGAUGAAAUAACGGGCUUUCAACAUGCCUUACAAUGUUGAAAGGCAGUAAGCACAGAAUCAGAGAUUCAGAGAACAAAGAUUGUUAUUCAGCUCAUGGUUGUUUUAUCUCAGGAGUCUUCUUUUUUUUAAGUAACAACCAACACCUCUGGUGCAUGUUAUGUUAUGAACCUUUAAGGGAAUCUCCUAUUUGUGAUUUGCACUACAGAUGCUUUUCUUUUAACCUCAAACCUGGGAAUGAAAUUAGUCUUCCAUAUGUUUUGUUACUAAGCUGUUAUGUGGGUGUGAAUUUUUCUUUACAUGAAGAAAAUUGUAGUUGAAAGGUUGUAAUGUGCAUGAUUUAAAAUUGAAUGGAUUAUUUUUUUAUAUCUGGGGUUCUGAGCCUGUGAUGGGACAAGUGUUCCCGUCCGCAGACUCUUCAAAUGUCACGUUACAUUUACAGACUAGCGAAGUGCAGUACAACUUUAUGUAAAAAUAAACUGCUUCAGUGAUCACAAGCCAUGCUGCUGAACAAUAAAACAUGCUGUACUUUUACUACAGCACAACCUC
This is a messenger RNA of Poeciliopsis prolifica (blackstripe livebearer), 3520 nucleotides long. It is a transcript of the gene tepsin, whose product is annotated as TEPSIN adaptor related protein complex 4 accessory protein. Bases 97 to 1893 code for a protein of 598 amino acids. Gene Ontology annotation, cellular component: trans-Golgi network membrane. The record is from RefSeq and is a predicted model, not a curated record. The transcript has 13 exons. Lineage: Eukaryota; Metazoa; Chordata; Actinopteri; Cyprinodontiformes; Poeciliidae.